CCUCCAUCAUCAGAAAAUCACCACAGGAACACGUUCAAAUCUCCAAAAACCCAUUUUCCUCAGAGUGCUUCUGUUUAGAAAACAGCUUCAGACUGGCUGAUCACUUCUUACUUUAUGUCCAGUACUUCAUCAUUCAUCUUCAUCCCUUCUCAUCUUCAUCACUUUGCAUGAAUUUGACCAAACCUGCUGAUGGUCUGGAUGCUCCUCAGUACCUGCUGUAACCUUUGACCUUUCGCAUCAUUGCCUCCAGGGCCUUCUGCGGUCACAGAAACUCGGGCGUACUUUCUUUUCGCCUAAUUGCUCCGGUUUCCGCUGACCCAGUUAGCGUUGAGGAGGGGAAGCGGCGUUUGGCAGGAACACGGGACGGGAGUUAAGGAAACGGAGAAGUGUGUCAGAGCCAGGAGAGACGUUUCGGAGGAGCUGUGGACUCCCCUGCCGCAGGAGGAGGCCUGAAGGACGAGGAUGACUGGGAAGACCCAGACCAGUAACGUGACCAACAAGAAUGACCCGCGUUCCCUCAACUCCCGCGUUUUCAUCGGCAACCUCAACACAGCGGUGGUGUCCAAGGCCGACAUCGAGGCCAUCUUUGCCAAGUACGGCAAGAUCGUGGGCUGUUCGGUGCACAAGGGCUACGCCUUCGUCCAGUACGUCAGCGAGAGGAACGCCCGCGCCGCCGUGGACGGGGAGAACGCCAGAGUCAUCGCCGGACAGCCGUUAGACAUCAACAUGGCUGGUGAACCAAAACCUUACAGGCCUAAGAUCAGCUCCAAGAGGCCGCUCUCGUCACUCUACAGCGGCUACGAGUUUGACUACUACAGGGACGAUUUCUACAGCAGACUCUUCGAGUACCACGGCCGGGUUGUGCCCCCGACCCGCGCCGUCAUCCCCAUCAAACGUUCACGGCUGGUCAUCCCAUCCACACGCAGAGCCAAAUCCUCCUUUCCGGUCAGGGGCUGCUCCUCCUCUUCCUCCACCUCCUCUUCAUCCUCUCGAGCGCUCAACAUGGGAUCCUCCAUCACAGUCCCAAAAUUAAAGACAGACCAGCUUCUCACUAUCAAGAAGGAGCUGUCCCAGAUCAAGACCAAGAUCGACUCGCUGCUGGGAAGGUUGGACAAGAUCGAGAAGCAACAUCGCUGUGAUGCUGAGAGGAAGCAGGAGGAGGUGUGCGAGCGUCUCCAUGGUGACGCAGCAGAUCACUCUGGAGGAGAGGAGGCGAGGGGCGCCGUCGAGGUGGAAGCGGGCGAGAUGAGUGACGGCGGUGAAGACGACUUUGAUGAUGAAGGCACCAGCGACGUGGUGAGCAGCUCAGAUUUCAGUCACUCCCUGUUGAUCGACUACCACAUGUCAGACAUUGACAACUGAAUAAAGUUGGAGCUGAAAAUAAGUAGCGAGAAGAAGAAGUUGAGGCCGCAAGAUGCAAACAAAACCUUCUGGAUCCCGGAGACGUCCGUGGAAGAGGCAGCGACUGACUGACAGUAGAGGAGGUUUCAGACUCAGAGCUCUUUGGCUCCGUCUCAGCGCUGAACAUUUUUCUAGGCAGAAAAAUCUCCUGCGAGCUUUUCACAGAAUGAACAGAAAAAUAGGGACAAUGCAGUGAAUCGUGUAUCCAUAUGAUAUGGUCUGUAUCGUGCAUCAAACUACAGUUCUGUGACCAGCUUUGGUUGAAUUUUAAUGUAUGUUUCUCUGUCUAUGCACUGAGAACUGUAAAAAACCUGGAAGCAGACAGAGACCUUCCUUUAUUUGUUUCAUGUAGUUUAUUUCGUUUGUGUAUUUGGAGGAAAUGUUCUGUAAUAUGAAAUUGUUUGCACUCAUAAUUUGUAAAUUGAAAUCUUAACAUUCUGUUAAUGAGGACAUAAUUUAUUUUCCGCAGCAUGACUGAGAUGUGAAAGCUACGAUUCUUCAUUUGCAUUUGUUGCAUCGGUUGUUUUGUGACGUUUUGACAUAAAUUUACUCCAAAAAAUGA
Messenger RNA from Oryzias latipes (Japanese medaka), 1963 nucleotides. The record is from RefSeq and is a predicted model, not a curated record. NCBI's taxonomy places the organism in Eukaryota, Metazoa, Chordata, Actinopteri, Beloniformes, Adrianichthyidae.